AUGUUCAAACUGUUCGUAUUGGCUUGCAUGUUGGCGCUGGUGGCUGCUGAUCCCAAGCCCAAGCCUGGAGUGUUCUACAGUGCAUACACAGCGCCCGUGGCAGCGGCGUACACAGCGCCCGUCGCAGCCGCCUACACAGCGCCGUUCGCCUACUCCGCAUACACCGCUCCCGUAGCUGCUUACUCCGCUUAUACCUACGCCUCGCCUUACUCUACCUAUUUACUGCGUUGA
Arctia plantaginis is the source of this 231-nucleotide messenger RNA. Lineage: Eukaryota; Metazoa; Arthropoda; Insecta; Lepidoptera; Erebidae. The record is from the annotation of a GenBank genome assembly.